UCUCUGUUGUAAAUAAACAAUCUAGUUUUCUAACCGGCUGGCUUUUAAAGUCAUGAUCAUUUAUUUUGUUGGAUUGUGUCCAAUUAAUUGAAUAGUAAAAAAUAUUCAGUAGAAACCAUGGCCCGGUUAGUUCAGUAUGUGGUGGUGAAUGGUGAGAUUGCAAAAACCUGGCCAAAAGGUGCCGUUAUAGCACAAUGCUGCCAUGCUGUUUCCGCUGUAGCUCACCUGUACGCCGGCGAUCCAGCUACGGUGGAGUAUUUCGAGGAUUUGGAUAACAUGCAUAAGGUGGUGCUGGUGGCUCCGGAUGCCGAGAAGCUGAUCAGCCUGGCUGAAGUGCUACGACAGAAUGAAAUCAAGCACAAACUAUGGAUUGAGCAGCCGGAAAAUGUACCAACAUGUAUAGCACUGAGGCCCUACAGGAAGAAGGACGUUAAACAGUAUGUUAAGAAAUUCAAAUUUUUCAGCUAGUAGAAACAAAAGUCGGUCAUACGGGAAAGAGAAGGAGGAUGGAAAAAGUUCCCAAAAAAUACAUUGCUUAUUUUAGUGGCUGGGAAUAAAUAAUGGGAAAUUUCUCAGAACCGAA
This is a messenger RNA of Topomyia yanbarensis, 583 nucleotides long. Its product is annotated as putative peptidyl-tRNA hydrolase PTRHD1. Lineage: Eukaryota; Metazoa; Arthropoda; Insecta; Diptera; Culicidae. The coding region runs from base 118 to 468 and encodes 116 amino acids. Gene Ontology annotation, molecular function: peptidyl-tRNA hydrolase activity. The transcript has 2 exons. The record is from RefSeq and is a predicted model, not a curated record.